UCCAUUUCUUUUGAAAACCCGUCAAAUUUUCUCAUUUUGGUCCAAAAUUUUGAAUACUUGAAUUAUUUGGCAAAAUCUAAAUCGUAUUUAAAUUAAACAUUAACAGUUAAAUAGAAUGUCAGAAAACACGUCUGAUAAUGCAUAUUUAGAUACAAAUUUAAAGAGGAAGAAACCAAGAUUUGAAGAAUUAGCAAAAGCUAGAAUAAGAAUGGACAAUAGCAAAAGAUUAAAUGCUUUUCAGGUUAGACCAGCAGCUUUAACUUAUGAAAUAACUGAUAACUUAAAUAAAUUGGCUCAACCUAGAAGAAGAUAUAGUUCAGAUUCAUAUAAAUACUCCAGUGCAUCAUUUUUGUCACAAACGCCCAGUUUAAAACCAGAAAAUUUUAGCAGAGAAUGUUCAAUAAUGAAUCUGUCAAAAAAGGAAUCAAACGCAAUUCAAAAGCCACACAUAGAAACCUACGCUAAUAUUGCAGCAAGACGUAACAUUCGUCUUUUAAAACGCUUACGUGAUUUUUCGAGACCUGCGAAAAACUUGCCCGAAUCGGGAUCUGGUAGUUCUAACAAUGAGAAUAAAUUUUCUAAUAUGAACGCUUAUAAUCCAAGAUAUAAACGUUAGACAUCGUAAAAAUAAGACUAGAUAUUAUUAAAAGGCUGAAAAAACGAAACAAAUUGUAUACAUAAUUUACUAAUAAAUACGGUAACUGAGUGACGAAGAAUAGAAAUAAGUAGUUCAUUAUUAAUGAAACGCAAAUAUUAUUUUGUCAAUCCUCGUAUAUUAUAGAUUAUUGAAUUACAUUUGAAUUAAAUAGAAAACGUAAAUUCAAAUGAUUAAAUAAUUUAGUGUGUAUUAACACAUGAAUUGAAAUAUACUAAAAACAUUAUUUUUCAAUCAAUCUAAUAUUGAAAAAAAAUUCUAAAAUAAACGAAAGCCGAAUUCAAUGAAGUAAAAUGAAUAAUAAUGAGUAGCUUACUUCAUAUCAUGAAUAUUUCACUGGCUAAAACAACCUACAAUUUUUUUAAAACAUGUAUAUGAAAAAUAAAAACGUAUGUGGUUACUUGAAAUUAAAAAGAUUUAAAUUAUCUCUUCAAAGAUAUUGUAAACUUCGCAAUAUGUAAUUAAAAUGACUUUUUCUUCUAUCGAAAUGUAAAAUCUCAGUUAUUUCUUACCUCAAAAUCUAGAUCUUUCACAAUCUAUAAGAAAUACAAUAUGUCAGACAAUUUAUUUUAAAAAAAGUACAUGAUAAAGACAAUAGAAAAAAAUGACACAAAAAAUAAAACGAACGCCACCAGCAGAAACUGGAAAGAAGGAUAAAGGAAAGAAUAAGGGAAAAAAGCAGCAUCGAAUAAACUUAAAAGGAUGGCUGAAGACACCAGCAGACUGGGAAAGAUUUAAUGCUUGGACAAAAAUCAAUGCACUACCUAAAAAAAUUCCUGAACAAGAACCGAUGGUGAGGUUAACAAAGCCACUUUCGCAAUUGAAGAAGAGAAUUCAAAUUUUGUCUCAGCCAACGAAGAGUGACACUGGUGCAGUAUGUAGAUUGGAUUGGAGUGUCUCAAAGGCAGCUCUUAAGGCAAAACCAUCGAAGCGAAUAAAGAAAUUAGCUGAGUUCAUUUUGAAAGAACCUCUACAUUGUCGAGAAUUUCCAAUUAAGAUUCGGAAAGCAACUUUGUCUUAUGAACCAAGUGAAAGAAUUAUUGAGAUUAGCAAGCCUCAUAUACGUGUUUCGGAUGAGUGUAAAGCACUUGAAGUGUCGCAGAAAGCUUUAAAUCAUAAGAUGACUGAAAGAGAACGAAAGAUGGCCGUAUCAAAAAAAGCCACUGAUUGUCCUGACUUAUUGUCUGAUGAGGAAAGAAGUAAAUUAAUAACCUCCACAGGAAUCAUGAGAAGCGCAUUGACUUACAAGUUCACACCAUGGAUGUCAUUUCUGUCCCUGCCUUCAUAUCGAUAUUUAAAAGAUCGAACUGAUGAUAAUGCUAAAGCUUGGAAGAAGAAAAUUAUUGAAGAAUCUGAUACAAGGGGGAAGAAGGCCUUAGAAGAGAAGUUUAAAAAGGAAGAAAACAAGAAAGAAAGGGAACGGAAGUCCGAGAAAGAGACGACAGAAUUUGAAGCUGAAACUGUAGGAAAUGUUGAUGCAGUUGAAGGAGAGAAAAAUGAAGAUGCAACAGAGAAAAAUGAAGCUGAAGUUGUUAAAACCGCGCCUGAAAUUACGGGCGAAGAUGAUGGACUGCAGAAAGGACAAAAUGACCCUGAGGAUGCAGAAGAGAAAGAUGAAGCUGGAGGAGAGAAAAAUGAAGCUGAAGAAGAUGAAACGUCUCCUGAAAUUACAGGCGAAGAUGUUGGACCACAGGAAGAACAAAUCGAGCCUGAGGGUGUACAUGUAACUGAAGAUAACGAAAAAACUAAUGAAGAUAAAAUAGAAGUAACCACGUCUCAGGAAAGCAAGGCAAAACGAGGAAGGAAAAGAAAAAGGGAAGCUAAAGAAGAAAUUAAAGAGAAUACUGAAGAAAGCCAAGCAGAAAAAGGGAGAAAAGCAGAGAGAAAUGCAUGGCGAUUUACACCAAGUCCUUGUGUGGAAGUAGGGGUAAAGAAAUCUGCUUUAACAGGAAAAGUUCCUCCAAGAGUUAAUGAACUCUCUAAACCAAAUAUUCGAAAAUAUAAAGCUUGUAGAUCGAAUCCCUUCGCAGUGAGGAAAUCUGCACUUUCUGCUUCAGCUACUCCUAGAAUUUCUGAAAUAGCAAAACCUACACGUCCACUUGAUCCGGUAGCAAGACCUCCGCCUCGGGAAAAAGAUAAUUUUGGUCGAUCAAUUUUUCCCAUGCCGGCAUUCGGAAAAAUUCUACCGGAAGUUAAGUACAAACAGGCUGAAUGUAAAAGUAAGGAAGAAGAAGAAGAAUCCAAAGAAAAUCCAGAGAAAAAAAGAGUUGUGGAUCCUAUUGCCUUUAUGCCCACUAUAGAUCCAUAUAUAGACUACAAGCAAGCUAAAAGGCAGCAGCAAGCACGUAAAAAAUUAGCUGAACAAAACAUUAAAUCUUCCUAAUAAAGCAUAAUUAAGGCAACUGUGUACUUAGGUUAAAAAUAACUGCCAUAAUUGGUAGCUCUCGAACCUAGAUUCAACAUAAUAAAAUUUAAGAAAUAAUUAAAAAUA
Messenger RNA from Belonocnema kinseyi, 3146 nucleotides. RefSeq names its product eukaryotic translation initiation factor 5B-like. NCBI's taxonomy places the organism in Eukaryota, Metazoa, Arthropoda, Insecta, Hymenoptera, Cynipidae. The record is from RefSeq and is a predicted model, not a curated record. The coding region runs from base 1260 to 3038 and encodes 592 amino acids. The transcript has 8 exons.